AUGGGAUCUCUUUCUCUCUUCUCCGUCAAUGCAGUUCUUGUGAUGUCCGCCGAUGAUGGCUCUCGCAUCUUCGCAAAGUACUACUCACCACCUCACCCCCCAGCCGGCACUGCCCCCAAUUCCACCGAUUAUCCCGGAGCCAACCCCUACCCGACACUGAAGGAACAGAAGGCGUUCGAGAAGGGCCUCCUCGAGAAAACCAACAAGCAGACCAGCGAUGUGAUCCUUUACGACAACCGGAUUGUUGUGUUCAAGCUGGAGAGCGAUGUGAUGCUCUACGUGGUGGGCGGUGCCGAAGAAAAUGAGGUGCUACUGUACAACGUUGUUCUGUCACUGCGGGAUGCUUUGGGAAUAUUAUUCAAGGGUGCUACGGAUAAGCGCACAAUCGUUGAGAACUACGACCUUGUUGCCCUGGCCAUUGACGAACUUAUCGAUGACGGUAUCAUUCUUGAGACGGACCCCGUUCUCAUUGCUUCCCGUGUUAGUCGUGCGCCCCAACCGGACGCACCGAAUCUCAAGAGCAUUGAUCUUUCCGAACAAGGUCUCCUCAAUGCUUGGGAGCUUGGAAAGCGACGUCUGGCGGAAGGUUUGCGACAGAUGUAG
Aspergillus puulaauensis is the source of this 603-nucleotide messenger RNA. RefSeq names its product coatomer subunit zeta (gene RET3). The transcript is spliced from 2 exons. Lineage: Eukaryota; Fungi; Ascomycota; Eurotiomycetes; Eurotiales; Aspergillaceae. The record is from RefSeq and is a predicted model, not a curated record. Gene Ontology annotation, cellular component: COPI vesicle coat. The coding region runs from base 1 to 603 and encodes 200 amino acids. Gene Ontology annotation, biological process: retrograde vesicle-mediated transport, Golgi to endoplasmic reticulum; intracellular protein transport; intra-Golgi vesicle-mediated transport.